This is a messenger RNA of Dentiscutata erythropus, 348 nucleotides long. Lineage: Eukaryota; Fungi; Glomeromycota; Glomeromycetes; Diversisporales; Gigasporaceae. The record is from the annotation of a GenBank genome assembly.
AUGGAAAGAGAACGUGGAUUGUGGAAAUGUUUACUAGUUGAAAGAACUUGUUCGUUGACCGAUUCCUUACUUGAAAGUCUUGAGGAAGAAGAUUCAGAAAAUGAAAAAGUUGAUUCAAAAGGAGAUUCUUCUGAUAGUAAUUCAAGGAAACAUGGACGCGAGGAUGAUGAUGAUGAUCUGAGUAUGUUGUCAUCAAGUGAUGCGGAUUCUAUAGUUUUGAAUAAUAUUUCUUUGGAGCCAUCCGAUGAUAUUUUGAGAAAGCACGGACGCGAUGAGACUAUGUUGUUGAAUGAGAUUGAUACCGUUUCGUCUCUAUUCAAGAGUUUCAAACGACAAAGGUGUUACUAG